Molecule: messenger RNA, 444 nt
Organism: Chenopodium quinoa (quinoa)
Lineage: Eukaryota; Viridiplantae; Streptophyta; Magnoliopsida; Caryophyllales; Amaranthaceae
Exons: 1
Coding region: 1-444 (147 amino acids)
Source: RefSeq, a predicted model, not a curated record
AUGGGAGAUCUUAUGAAAAGACAAUUCAGCAUCCUAGAUUUAUCUGGAAAGAAAUUUUUGGAAUGGAAAGUGGAUGCCAUGAUGAAUUUAAAAGCUCAAGGGUUGGAGCACACUAUUAAAGAUAAUAAAAGACCCUCUGGUCAAACAAUUGAUGCUACCACUUCUGCAAUGACGGUUGUAAAACCUGUAACUGAACAAGAAAAGGCAAAAGUCUUAGUGUUACUAAGGCAUCAUUUACAUGAAGACCUUAAAACUGAGUACAUGAUGGUUGAAGAUCCCAAAGAAUUAUGGGAUUGCCUUAAUGAAAGAUUUAGACACCAUAAAAGGGUGCUACUUCCUAAGGCAUUAUUUAACUGGACAAAUUUACGGUUUCAGGAUUUCAAAUCUGUAAUUGAUUACAAUUCAACCAUACAUGUGAUCAUCAAGUCCCCGAUGAACAGAUGA